AAGGUAUAAACAGUAUAUUUAAAAAUGCUAAUAUAUAAACGUUUUUGUGGAAGCUUCUAAAAAGAGGGAAGAAUAUCUGCCUAAUUUACGGUUUAAGUGGUGGGCCGAAUUCGAAAUGGAGCUUAAGCUAAAUAGCAUUUUAAAUUAUGUAAUGCGAUCAAACCGCAAUGUUUGGAUCGCUUGAUUGAAGAAAAAAAAGAAUCAAUAGAUGUAUCGUUUUCUUCACUUCGAAUCUUUUCUCAACAUUGUUUUUAAAUUUUAGUACGAUCUGAUACAAAAACGAAAAAUCUUUAAAGAGGACAACAUUGGCUAUUGACGGCCGAAGUCAACAUCACAGAAUACAGAUUCCUAGACACGAACUUCCAGUCACAACUCACAGUGAUCCAGUCUGAAAAUUUCCCGGUUUCGGUAAUCGGUUUCAGUUUUAGACCGACACUUUCCGUGGACGUACGCUUUACAAUUAUAUGUUUUCCUUUUCUCUAAUUUAAUUUCUCACCAUGCCAAAAAAAUUGAAAGUCGUUGUUAAAUCUCUAUAUUCUCAUGAAAUACGCAAAGAUGUUAGUUUGGAAAACUUAAAAUCGUUAAAACUUGAAGAUGCGUGGCCGUUCAUCAGAGAGGAAAUUGAAACGGAGAUCGGGAGCAGUCAGCUCGUCUGUAUACCACAUAUUACAGAGGCCGAUCUUUACAAAGUGACUUCCCUUUUUGUCCCUAAUGAAAAGCCUACAAAUGGCAAAAUGUUCUCACCCCUUGGGGAACUUAAAAUGAACAUAAACACGGCAAAGUCAGACCCGCAUUAUGUCAGCUGGUUAAAUGAGAGUGAUUUCCAAGAUACUUCCUUCAAAUUCCCUCAUGAGAGUGUGAAGAUAACCUUACAAGAUGAGUCAAUUAAGAAUAAAGUUAGAGUUAUUAUGGUGAGCUUCAAUAGAACAAUUAUCCCAAACGAUAAGGAUCUUGUCAGCAACAUUUAUUUGGAUGUGGACAAACAUAAAGAGUUACAAGGCAAAAAAUCUGUAUAUAUGAUCACAAAAGUCCUCAUGGCUAAAACCAUUGAAUUCAGAGUGACUCGAGGAACAUCCUCUCGUAUUUUUCACCUUGGAAAUGCAUCACCAUUGGUCUUUGGCUUAGAUGAGUUCAUGAUUGGUGAUGAUGGAAAGUUAAUUAGUAAACAACCAGUUACAAUUAAAUCCAAAUUUCUUCACUGGCAGAAACGCCAUCCAUCUGACCAGCUGUAUAUUUCCGAGAAAGAGGCAGAAAGUGAAGAAUAAGUAAAUUCUAGAAUUAAUAGCCUGUGUAGGCUUGCAUUUCAAAAUACUUUAGGUAUUUCGCUUUUAAGCAAUGUUUUGAAGUAGGUGGCAGUUCUCUUGCUAAAGCAAUGAGGUAGAAUAAUUAUUCACUAUUUAUGUUUUGUACCUAGUACGUACUCAUACGUACCCUAAUUCAUGUAUUUACUUUUUAUUCGUAUAAGUGUAGGUAGUUUGCGUGUUACUUAAAUUUAACAUUGAAACUCUAAAUGUACAAUACAUUUUAUGUUUAGAGAGCUAAAAGAUGUCAUUUUGUUUAUCAAAUACUUACUAAUUAUUUUUUUCAUUUGUCAUCACAAUUCAUACCAAAUUGAACUGAAACAUUAAUGUAGUAAUUAGGAAAUUGUGUUAACUUCUCAGCACUAAUGUUAAUUUAUAGAAAAAUGAUAAAAUUUUAUUUGGGUAUCUGAUAAAUGAGCCUUACUAUGAAACAUGCAACUUUAAAUAUCAAGAUUUUGACUAUUAUAAUUAAAUUGUUUGUAUCUCAUUUAUUAAUGUAAUCUAGGAUUAUUCACAAUUUAAGUGUAAGCUAAUAUUUAUUGGUAAAAGUGAAAAAAUCAGUUUUUACACAUUCCUUAAUGCUAGCAUUAUUUGUGAUUAUUUAUACUUCUGUGAUUAUUUCUAACCACUAAUCAGUUAUAUAUUGUGAUACUUAAGUACUUAACAUUUUUAUGUAAUAAUACAACUAA
Molecule: messenger RNA, 1990 nt
Organism: Pieris rapae (cabbage white)
Lineage: Eukaryota; Metazoa; Arthropoda; Insecta; Lepidoptera; Pieridae
Exons: 4
Coding region: 498-1265 (255 amino acids)
Source: RefSeq, a predicted model, not a curated record